UUUGGCGUCAUCUACGCCUCGAUGCGCCUUGCUUCUUACUCUGGCUAUUAUCAUCGACCGAGUCAUGAUAUCUCGCCGUUGAAGCCCCCGAGCCAUAAAGAAACAGGCGGAUACGCCCGUCCGUGCCAAUGAGGGAGAUCUUCAGUGACAUCAGUGAUUCUCAUUACAAUGGAUCAAUAUGACGUCCGCCCAAAAAAUAGCAAAAUGGUUCCUGCUCAUGCAUUUCCAAAUUUUAUAAAUUGCCCGCCACUUUCUCCCCUGAUAUUCGCUUCUUCUGCUAUUGUCUAACACUCCUACCUUGUCUCAAACGCCCUGCAACAUGGAGUCAGUAAAGAAUGCAGUCAAAGAGGCUACCAGCUCAAGUUCGCCGUUCGAGAAAGGCUUCAAAGUGCCGAUUACCCACCAGGAUCCUCCUGGGAAACAGGGAGAUCUUCCUAUUGAACCUGUGAACACCAAGAUACCCACCGAAGAUGGCGGACUCCAGACUUAUAAAGCAGCCGGAAAGUUACAAGACAAAAAGGCUCUGAUAACAGGAGGUGACAGCGGUAUUGGUCGAGCCAUUGCCAUUCUGUACGCCAUGGAAGGGGCGGAUAGUACUAUUGCCUAUUUGCCAGAGGAAGAAGAAGAUGCCCAAGAGACCAAGCGUCAGGUCGAAAAAUAUGGCCGCUCGUGUCACUUGAUCAGUACCGACCUCAGGACUUUCGAGAACAACAAAAAAGUCGCGGAAUUUGCGUCGCAGAAAAUGGGCACAAUCAACAUCCUGGUCAAUAAUGCGGCGUACCAAAUGGUUCAGCAGGACAUCACCGACAUCUCCAACGAACAGUGGACCAAGACUUUCGACACCAAUAUCCAUUCUUUCUUCUUCCUUUCCAAACUCGUUGUGCCACAUAUGAAACAAGGCGAUGUCGUCAUCAAUUGCGCCUCAAUCAAUGCCUACAUCGGACGACCCGAUCUCCUCGACUACACCUCUACCAAAGGAGCGGUUGUAUCGUUCACACGUGGCCUUGCCAAUCAACAAAUGAGCAAGGGUAUUCGUGUCAAUGCUGUUUGUCCAGGCCCAGUAUGGACGCCUCUCAUCCCAAGUACCAUGGACCAGUCUGCGCAAGACCAAUUCACAUCGCCUAUGGGUAGGCCUGCUCAGCCAAGCGAAAUCGCCACCUGUUUUGUCUUUCUCGCAAGCUCAGACAGCAGCAUGAUUAGCGGACAAAGUCUUCAUCCCAAUGGAGGAGUCAUUGUCAACGGGUAGAAGGCUAUACUCGGUGUAAUGAGAUUCGAUAUCAGCCUUUCUAUUCACAUUUACAGACAUUGUAGAUGU
Exophiala mesophila is the source of this 1315-nucleotide messenger RNA. RefSeq lists its product as uncharacterized. NCBI's taxonomy places the organism in Eukaryota, Fungi, Ascomycota, Eurotiomycetes, Chaetothyriales, Herpotrichiellaceae. The transcript is spliced from 3 exons. The record is from RefSeq and is a predicted model, not a curated record. Gene Ontology annotation, molecular function: oxidoreductase activity. Bases 320 to 1246 code for a protein of 308 amino acids.